AUGUCUGAGACAGUCUCCAUCGAAGACCUGGAGGUUCGCAGAUUCGUGAGAGAGUUGCAGAAAAAGGAUUCACCUCUUCGCAUUGACUGCACGAAGGCCAUGAUGUCCUUUCACGAUGAACAGAGAGACGCCGAGUUCAAACGGGUCCUCAAGAAGCACAACUAUGAGCUUCUUUCGAUAGAGAAGUUGGUGGAACUUUUAAUGAAUCCUCCACAGGAUCUAAUCGCCCCCGUCGAUAAGACUAUUGAAAGCAAACCCAUGAUCGAUUUGGGUUUCUUUGCAGGUGUCUAUUUUAUCACCUCUCCACCCUGGCCUUCAAUCAGAGAGAUUACGCAGCUUGUCGUGGAGGACUACUGUAUCUCUUGGAUGGAGAACAGUUCAAAAAAAGCAUUCAAGCCUACGGUAACGGUGCACGAGAAGGUCGCUUUCGAUGGGAGGAAAAAUUCGGAGUAUCAGGUAGAGUGGGGUGACAAGGAAACGGAAUGGUUUUCAGCACGAUUUUCGACGCAAUUUGACGACUCGACGAAGAAGUUUAAGCAAAUGUUCUUAGGAUUUCGGAAUAUUCAGGGUGGGAUGCAAUGGCCGUUCGGCGGUAUUCGGUCAGACAAGGCCAUUUAA
Trichoderma breve is the source of this 618-nucleotide messenger RNA. RefSeq lists its product as uncharacterized. The coding region runs from base 1 to 618 and encodes 205 amino acids. The transcript has a single exon. Lineage: Eukaryota; Fungi; Ascomycota; Sordariomycetes; Hypocreales; Hypocreaceae. The record is from RefSeq and is a predicted model, not a curated record.